AAACAUUCUUGUUGAACCAGAAAACAGUUACAGCUUAGCGCAUACGAAUGUCAUGGUCAUUUAGAGUCGAGUGACAGUAAUUUAUGUUUUUUUGUCUCUCUUUGGUGGGUAAAAGUUCGCGCUGUUGUGAUAGUUUGUCUGUGGCUUCAGCUUGUUGUCAGACGGAGUUCCUCUGAGGUUUGUUAGCUGGUUUUUAGUUUGGCAGGCUAAUGGAUUCCACGGAGGAUUUGACCCCUCGAAACCUCCUCAAGCAAAUUCUGAUCACCGAGCCGCCCAAGACUCCUGUCGGCAACAGGGAGCCCCAUGCAGCAGGUGGCAGCGAGCCGCGGCGCAGCAGCAGGCGCAGCAGGAGAGAUGCUGAACCACAAACUCCACAAAACAUCCUGCGACGCAGCCUGAGGAACAAAAUCCAGGAGAAUAUAACCAGGAAAUCCCUGCCUCUCAAGCGACGAACCACCUCUGCUGUGCUCAGACAGCAAACUCUGUCCUCCACCAUGAUGUUUGAUGACGGAGAAACUCCCAGGCAUUUACUCCGGAACAUCCUGCAGACAGAGCCUGUGAAGUCCCCAGUGGUUCAUGACAAAGUCGCCCCUGCAGAGCUGCAACCUCCUUCAGAAGACAAUACAGUUACAAGAAGUCGGUCUAGUAUUGAGCUGUCGGGUCUGGAUCUGCCGGAUGUGACGAUGGGGAACAUUGCGAGCGCCGCUAAGGGCCUGAGCAGAAAGAGACCGCGUCAGAGCCUCAACGUCACCGCUUUUGAAAAACGACUUAAAGGAGCUGAAGAAGAACCAGAAAAUUCAAUUGGUGAUCAUUCAUCGCUUUCCCUGUCAAGCUCCUCCUCCCUGAGUCUGAAAACCCCAUUUGUUGAUGUUCACACUGAGAAGAGAGGCCUUCAGAGACGAGUUUCGAACCGCAGAAAGAUCACAGAGGAAGAGUUUAGUGCUGCCCUCAGCAAGCAGCAGAUGGGAGACGUGAGCAGUGACGCGCUUCAGGGGCGAGAGGUCGGCAGCGAAGACACAAACUUGGCGGGAAUUACGUUGGGCCUGAGCAAACUGAGCGAGCCCGACGUCACGGUCGACAUUGUGAACUGCCAGACGGCUCUGUACGACCAGCAUGACGCCAUGACCUCCAACUUCUCCAUCACUGCCACUCAGGAUAAACCCACCGUCAUGGCGACUCAGCACCAGAGAGACAUACAGGAGGAAGAGAGACAGAAAUCAGCUGAAGAAGAAGAAGCUGUGACAAAAAUGGAGGAAAAUGAAGGCAUGGAAAAUGUUGAUAAAACACAAGACGUUUCAUCAAAACCUGAGGAAAAGGACAAUGCGGUUGGAUUCCAGACUUUUGAUCUGGAUGAUGGAGCUGAGGCUGCAACCGAUUCUCAGUCUGAAGACGUCAAAGGAGGAUCUGAGGAAGAGGAGGCUGCAGCUGAGGAGGAACAAGGUGUGGAGCAAUCUGUAACUGAGGAAGAAGCUGCAGCCGAUUCUCAGUCUGAAGAAGAGGCUGCAGUGAGCUCCUCAGCUGAGGAUGAAGGUGAGGAGCAAUCCCCAACUGAGGAAGAAGCUGCAGCCGAUUCUCAGCCUGAAGAAGAGGCUGCAGUGAGCUCCUCAGCUGAGGAUGAAGGUGAGGAGCAAUCCCCAAAUGAGGUAGAAACUGCAGCCAAUUCUCAGUCUGAAGAUGUCGAAGGACACUCUGAGGAAGAGGUUGCUGCAGCUGAGGAGGAAGAAGGUGUGGAGCAAUCACCAACUGAGGAAGACGCUGCAGCAGCUUCUCCGUCUGAGGAAGAGGAGGCUGCGGCCGGCUCCCAACCCGAGGAUGAAGGUGGAUCAGUAGUAGGAGUUAAUCAACUCCAACGUGACGACAAGGAAAAGGAAAAGCCGGAAGAGGGGAAUGUGGAGGAAGGACGACACAUCAGUCGCAGGGCUUUUCGCUCAGAGGGCGGGCUUCUUCUGCCCGUCAUCACGGCAACAGAAGGUUACUCAUUCAUAAAGUCCAAAAGCUACAGCUCUGUGGGUUUGAACACCAGUUUGGAAAGAAUUCAGAAUCAAACUGGAAAACCAGGCUGGACUAAACGUUCGCUGCUACAUCUGGACAAAGAUUCCUGGGAUGUAAACAAUCCGGCGGAGAGAAAAGACGCCUCGUUCCACCUCCUCCAUGUCAGCCAUGAUGAAGAGGUGAGCGGGCAGCAGGAGGAUGUUGAGGCUGCUGCAGAGGAAGCCGGGGAACAGGAGAAAGAGUGGGACGAGGAUGAUAAUGAAGAUUUCCCAGGCAAGACGCCAGCUUUUGUCAGAGAGAAAAUAAAGUUUUUUACCUCCAGCCCUCCAGUGUUGCCUUCAGUUUCUAAAAAUCUCCCAGCGAGUAGUGCAAGCCAAGCUUUACCUGCCGCUAAACUAAAGGAGGCAAGACGGCGGCGAACUGGGCUGACCAGGAGGGAGUCAGUCCUACCAAAGUCCUACCUGACACACGUUUUCAAGCACUUCGCCAAAACAAAAGUCUCCGCAGACGUCUUCCCCGUCCUAAAUGAGAUAAUGGAUAAGUUCUUCAACCGAGUCGCUGAGGACCUGGAGACGUACGCAGCCCACGCAAAGAGGAAAACUAUCGAAGUUGAAGACGUUAAGCUUCUGUUGAGACGGCAGGGAUUCAUAAACGACAAGGUGCCAGUGGAGGUUCUCAUCGAAAAGUAUCUGCGCAUGGACCAGCGAAAGAUCCUAAUUCCCAUCGCAACCAGUGGAAAUGUUGUGAUCCCUAAAAUACGGAAGUGAAUACUUUUGAAGCACCAUUUUCAUCUAUUUAUCUCCGUUAAUAUAUGUCAUUUCUAUAUGGCUUUGUUAAGGUUUUUGUACAUAUGUAAAUGUUCCUUAAAAAGGUUUUUUUCCUUUUGUAUAUGUAACUGUUGAGAGGGUUAUUUUAUUUUCUCUUCUGAUUCAAAACACAAAUAGGUAUAGUUUCAACCAUUAAUAAAGAUUAUCUGCA
Messenger RNA from Poeciliopsis prolifica (blackstripe livebearer), 2970 nucleotides. RefSeq names its product centromere protein T (gene cenpt). The transcript has 13 exons. Gene Ontology annotation, biological process: mitotic cell cycle; kinetochore assembly; chromosome segregation. NCBI's taxonomy places the organism in Eukaryota, Metazoa, Chordata, Actinopteri, Cyprinodontiformes, Poeciliidae. Gene Ontology annotation, cellular component: kinetochore. Bases 210 to 2759 code for a protein of 849 amino acids. Gene Ontology annotation, molecular function: protein heterodimerization activity; DNA binding. The record is from RefSeq and is a predicted model, not a curated record.